Molecule: messenger RNA, 1356 nt
Organism: Blepharisma stoltei
Lineage: Eukaryota; Ciliophora; Heterotrichea; Heterotrichida; Blepharismidae
Source: the annotation of a GenBank genome assembly
AUGUUUGCAUCAAUUGGCAAAGGACAAGUGAAGCUUAUGAGAGUUAAAGCAAGAGCGAUUUAUAAAGAAAAUAAACAUAAUAUGAGACUGAUACCAACUGGAGGAGGGUGAGGGUUAUUUGGCCUGAAUACAGUUCAGCCAGGGAUAAAAACAGUCGUACUGACCGAAGGAGAAUAUGAUGCUAUGGCUGUUUAUCAAGCUACAGGUCUUGCAGCUGUUUCACUGCCUAAUGGGGCUUCUCAUCUCCCUCUACAAAUGCUUCCAUGGUUUGAACAAUUUCAAAAAAUUUACUUAUGGCUAGACGACGACUUAGCAGGCAGAGAAGCCGCAGCUAAAUUUGCUAGAAAACUUGGAAUAAAGCGCAGCUUUAUAGUUUCAACUAAAAGUUUUAGCGGGGAAGGUCCAAAAGAUGCUAAUGAAGCUUUAUUAUCUUGUUCUCAUGAAGGAAUGAAGCAGUUUAUUGCAGAUGCCAAGCCUCUUGCUGAAGAAAAUAUUACAACAUUUAGAGAGCUCCGUCAAGAAGUUUAUCAGAAAAUUAUCAAGCACAAAGAAGAAACCGGGAUUAUGAGCAAUUCUUUUAAGUGGUUUAAUGAAAAAACAAAGGGCUUUAGAAGAGGAGAGUUAUCAAUUUUAACUGGAGGCACAGGUUCAGGGAAAACUACAUUGUUGUCUCAAUUAUCGCUGGAUUUUUGCGAACAAAACAUUCCAACACUAUGGGGGAGUUUUGAAAUAAAAAAUGAUAUUUUGCUGAAAAAAUUGCUGCUGCAGUAUGCGAAAUGUGAUUUAAUAGCCCAGCCAGAGCUUUUUAAUGAAUAUGCUGAUAAGUUUCAAGAGCUGCCAUUAUUUUUGCUAAAAUUCUUUGGUUCUACUGAUGUGGAUAAAAUUUUGGACACUAUGGAUUUUGCGGUGUAUGCUUAUGAUAUAGGGCAUAUUGUGAUAGAUAACCUUCAGUUCAUGCUUAGUGGUCAAGCUCAAGGGUCUAAUAAAUUUGAUCUCCAAGAUAAUGUAAUUGCAAGAUUUCGUGCAUUCGCAACUGAUAAAAAUGUCCAUAUAACCACUGUUAUCCAUCCUAAAAAAGUUGAUGAUGACUCUGACUUAAGUGUCUCUAGCGUAUUUGGGUCUGCAAAAGCUACACAAGAAGCUGAUAAUAUUUUUAUUAUACAAAAUAGGCAUAAGUAUAGAUUAAUUGAUGUCAGGAAAAACAGAUUUGAUGGUGAAGUAGGAAGGUCUGGCUUAGGAUUUAAUAAGGCAACUUCUACGUUUUUUGAGUUGACAAAUCAAGAAAUUUCAGAGCUGAGAAAUAAUGCAGAGAUCACUAUUAACGAUAUUAUUAAAUUAAGAGGUCAACAACAAUAA